GCCGCCGCCCCAGCGGGAGCUGCAGUUCCCUGGCCGGAUCUAGGCUGACGCGCGGCGGCCCCGCAGUGAGGUGAGGGGGCAAGGACGGCGCCCCGAGCUCCGCCUCCCGGCUCUCCUCGGCUGCGGGGCCGCGGCGCUCGCAGCUGGGAAGCGGCGGGCCGGUCGGGCGGUGCUAUCCCGGAGGCCUCCCCGGAGGCGUAGGCCCUUCGCCUGCCCUGAAGCCUUCUCGGAGGAGCGGGGCCUGGCCGGAGGAGCAGGGCCUCCCUGAAGCCUGCCCGGAGGACUCGGGCGCGUCCGGCGAGCGGAGUCCACGCGGGUGCACAGUGCAUGCCUGCGUCGGAGAAGCAGAAGACGGAUUUCCGAGGCCGUCGACGUCAGCCUGAGGAGUGGACUUGGCUGUGGCAGGAAUUGUGGAAGGCUAUUGGGCGGAGCUGGGUCUCCGGGAGAAGGUCCCUGGCCUUGCCGUGCCCCAAGGGGCCUUGCCGUGCCCCAAGGAGUGGAACCGUGCGGAGUAGGAAGAACACUGGCCGGAAGGAAUGGCCGUCCUUAGUGCAGAUGCAGGGCUGUCGGAGCGGCCAGAAUUCCGGCUAUUAACAAUGAGAACUGUCACCCAGGCCGGAAGUAUUCUUGUCGCCAUGAUCAAUGCAUUCUCGCCCUGUAAUCCAGCAAGAUAGGAAAUCGGGUUCAGAAACCACUUCAUCGACUGUCACGCUGCGUCUGCGCACGGUGCCCUGUCGACAGAGGUUUGGGGAAGUCAGAAGGCUGGUGCUGUUUCUAGAAAGCAGAAAGAUGGAAAGUGGUGCAGUUCUGCUGGAAUCCAAAUCCUCACCAUUGAACCUUUUGAAUGAAAUGCAUCAGCUCCGCCUUCUUGGUCACCUGUGUGAUGUGACUGUCAGCGUGGAAUAUCAGGGUGUCCGGGAAGAAUUUAUGGCCCAUAAAGCUGUGCUGGCAGCCACUAGCAAGUUCUUCAAGGAAAUGUUCCUUAAUGAAAAAACCGUGGACGGCACCAGGACUAAUGUCUACUUAAAUGAAGUGCAAGUUGUUGACUUUGCUUCAUUUCUUGAGUUUGUCUACACAGCAAAGGUACAGGUAGAAGAAGAUCGGGUGCAGCGAAUGUUGGAAAUGGCUGAAAAGCUAAAAUGUUUGGACUUGUCGGAGACUUGUUUUCAAUUAAAGAAACAGAUGUUAGAAUCAGUCCUUUUGGAGUUGCAGAAUUUCUCAGAGUCUCAGGAAACAGAAGCAAGCAGUGGCUCCCAAGUCAUCAUUGUUCCUGACCCUAGGACCAAUGCAGCCAUGGAUGGGCCUCACUCCAAUGGCCUUCUGGAGUCCUCGGAUUACCCGGUAGAGAGAAUCAGCAAUGGCAUGUUGCCAGCUAUGCCACCGAGGAAGUCCAAGGAGAAACUCGACAAGAAAAAAGAUAUAGUUAAGCCUCUCUACCCUAAAAUCAGGCGAGCCAGUGGAAGGCUGGCUGGAAGAAAGGUGUUUGUAGAAAUCCCUAAAAAGAAAUACACAAGAAGACUCCGAGAGCAGCAGAAGAGUGCUGAGGAUGACAUGGGGGAAUACAAGUGUCCACAAGACCAAAGCCCAGAUAAUGUGGGAACAGAGGUGGAGCCAGUUAUGAAAAAUGUGAAUCCCAAAAAUGAGGAGGGCAGUGCCGGUGUUGAGUUGGACAGAGUGCUGCAAAAGGCAGGGGAGGAGGAGGACGAGGAUGAGGAGGACGAGGAGGGGGAUAAGAAGAAGAGCAAUUUUCAAUGCACGACCUGCGAGAAAGCGUUUCUGUAUGAGAAAAGUUUCCUGAAGCACAUCCAGCACCGCCACGGCGUUGCUGCUGAGGUGGUCUACCGCUGCGAUACCUGUGGGCAGACCUUUGCCAACCGCUGCAACCUCAAGGGCCACCAGCGCCACGUGCACAGUAGCGAGCGCCACUUUCCUUGCGAGCUGUGCGGGAAGAAGUUCAAGAGGAAGAAGGACGUGAAGCGGCACGUGCUGCAGGUGCACGAGGGGGGCGGGGAGCGGCACCACUGCCAGCAAUGCGGCAAGGGCCUGAGCUCCAAGACGGCGCUGCGGCUGCACGAGCGCACACACACCGGGGACAAGCCCUACGGCUGCACCGAGUGCGAGGCCAGGUUCUCGCAGCCCUCAGCCCUCAAGACCCACAUGAGAAUUCAUACAGGGGAAAAACCUUUUGUCUGUGAUGAAUGUGGUGCAAGAUUCACUCAGAACCACAUGCUGAUUUAUCAUAAAAGGUGUCACACAGGUGAAAGACCUUUUAUGUGUGAAACAUGUGGCAAAAGUUUUGCUUCUAAAGAAUAUUUAAAACAUCACAAUAGAAUCCAUACUGGAUCCAAACCCUUUAAAUGUGAAGUUUGUUUCAGGACUUUUGCCCAGCGGAAUUCACUUUACCAGCAUAUUAAAGUCCAUACAGGGGAACGUCCCUACUGUUGUGACCAGUGUGGUAAGCAGUUCACCCAGCUCAACGCCCUCCAGCGCCACCAUCGGAUACACACGGGUGAGAAGCCGUUCAUGUGUAACGCGUGCGGACGGACCUUCACUGACAAGUCCACUCUCCGGCGGCAUACCUCAAUACAUGAUAAGAAUACUCCAUGGAAGUCUUUCCUUGUUAUUGUAGAUGGCUCACCCAAGAACGAUGAGGGACACAAGACUGAACAGCCUGAUGAAGAGUAUGUGCCACCUAGACUUCCGGAUAAAUUGCUAUCCUUUGCAGAAAACGGCCAUUUUCAUCACCUGGCCCCAGUCCAAGGCAGCAUACCAGCCAUGCAAGAGAACAGCCCUGCAGAUGUGGCCUGCAAGGCGGACGACUCCAUGGUGCCCCAGGACACUUUGCUUGCCACCACCAUCGGUGACCUCAGUCAGCUGACGCCACAGACAGACUCAGCCCCUCCACAACUUCACUCUCUGACCAACAUGGAGUAAGAGGUUGGCGUUACCUGCUAACUAGGUCCCGUACUGCCAGUCUUUGAGUGUUACAGCAAUACUCAAGGUGAUGCCAGUGACUGUGAAAAAGAAUUGUCCAUGGGCAAAGAAGAUGCGGGCUAGAAUGGCUUCCACAGCUUUUCCUGAAUGUCUGCUAACUUGCACGACUUUAUGAAAGCAUUUUUAAAGCGUUCCCUUAAAAAUCCUGAUGUGCAUGAUCUCAGCUACCCUUUUAUCAACAAAGGAGGCAGUUAACAUAACCUCACUCAAUUCUGGGGUGGAUUGUAUUCAUUUAUCUUUCUAAUGCUUAUCUUGAUGUCUAUGAAGUUUGGACAACUGCUUGAGUUAACUGUAGAGGACAGAGCACUGGUCCAGUUUGUGAACUUGCUAUUACGGUCUCCCUGGUCUCUCACCCUGCCUUAUCCUUCUGUGUAAGUUUAUUUCCCUGAUACUUCUUAAGGUAUUUUUCUACCAUGUCUGAGUCAAGACUGAAGUGAAACUGGGGCUGUGUAUUUCCAGGAUUUUCCCUAUCAAGUUGAAGCAAAUCAGUCUGCUUUGAGGACCCUUAAAUGUGACUGAAGAAAUGGGUUACUGCAUUCCUUUUUUUCUACUAGUUUUAGGCACUAAAAAAGGAAUGGCAAAUUGAAGACUUGCAAAACAGCUCAGGAUAGUCUACUCACAGUACAUAUGCAGGUAGAUUUGUCAUCAAGUCAACCUUUGAAAUAAGGUGUGGCAAUCUGGUUUCAUUCCUAAAAAUCCGAUUAGGUACAGGCAGUCCUACCAAAGACUGUAGCAGCAAAAGUGUAUUUUUUGCAAAGAGGUGUGAAAUAUUAAGAGGCUUCAGGAACAUUUGAAAGCUGUGUAGUCGUAACAGAAUGAGGUGGUUAUGGCAGAUCUUAGAGCAGAGUAUUGGUAUUUUUGCCAGGUUUUUCUUUUUUUUUGUAAUUUUCAGAGAUCUAGACUUUCUCAUUUCCACAUAUGAAGAUUGAUGUAGGUCAGUAAUUGCCACAUAUUUGUUUCCUCGGGGGCAUGUGUGAAUAUGACAGAAGAGCCGGCUCAUCUUUGCACCUUAAGAGUGACUGUGAAGAAUCAGUAACUUUUGUCUCAAAUGCUCCUUUGGCUGUCUCCUACUGAAAUGAAUUUUGCUCAGAAUGAAUUUGCAUUGAAAAGAUAAUUCUCCUGUAUUUGCUAAGCCUAAUUUUUGGUUCUGUAACUUUGGUCUUUUGCCACAUGCUUGUGAAGCACUUUCAUUCACAUGUAACCCUUGAACAUAUUAAUUUAAAAAAAGAGAACCUCAAAGGACUAGCGUUCUUUUGCUCAUUAGUUGCUUUUGUUUCCUACAUUCUAAUUUAUUAAACUUGCUAUGAAAACAGUUUCAUUUUCUAAGACGAAGGUACUUUAUCUAUUCAGGAUGAAGACAGCAGUACUAUGCCAGAAACUAAAGGGGGGAGACAUUUUUCCUAAGAGCAUAUUUUGUUUUAACUUGUAACGUUAAAGUAAAUACUAAAGCCACCAUAAACUGUUUUAGGUGCUGACAUGUUUCCCACCUACUCUGGAAAACAGUAGUCCCAAAAGUAAUAGGGAAAGUAAUAGUCCAAAGUUAUUUUCAAUCCAAUUAUGAUGUCAUUAUAUCCUAUAGUUGUGUUUAUAGAACAAAAAAUAGUAACUAAAACUGUCACACAACUAUUUUACUCUUGGUAAGAGAAGAAUGAACCUGUCCAGCUGAUGUACUAUUUCAUGAAAUAAAGUCAUCUUGAUGAAAA
Molecule: messenger RNA, 4697 nt
Organism: Choloepus didactylus (southern two-toed sloth)
Lineage: Eukaryota; Metazoa; Chordata; Mammalia; Pilosa; Megalonychidae
Gene: GZF1
Product: GDNF inducible zinc finger protein 1
Exons: 7
Coding region: 643-2934 (763 amino acids)
Biological process (GO): negative regulation of transcription by RNA polymerase II; regulation of immune system process; regulation of cytokine production
Molecular function (GO): protein binding
Source: RefSeq, a predicted model, not a curated record